Messenger RNA from Grosmannia clavigera kw1407, 549 nucleotides. Its product is annotated as ubiquitin conjugating enzyme. Bases 1 to 549 code for a protein of 182 amino acids. The transcript has 2 exons. The record is from RefSeq and is a predicted model, not a curated record. Lineage: Eukaryota; Fungi; Ascomycota; Sordariomycetes; Ophiostomatales; Ophiostomataceae.
AUGAGCUUUGCAGCAAAGCGGUUGCAGAAGGAGUUGGCCAAGGUGAGAUCUCAUGCGUCCUUUCCCACCCCACACACUGUCGACGACAAUCGCCAACACAAAGUGCCUUGGCCCUCUUCCCGUCAGAUUCAUAGUAGUGGCCUCCCUCCUGGCAUCAGCCUAGUGACUGCAGAUAAUCUGGAAGAAUGGACCGUCGAUGUUCAGGUUCUCGACCAGAAUCCCCUCUACCUAGACCAAACCUAUCGUCUUUUAUUCAAGUUCAAUAAAUCUUAUCCGAUCGAACCACCCGAAGUUGUAUUCGUCCACUUGCCUGAUCGGCCGAUUCCCAUCCACCCACACAUCUACUCUAACGGCAUCAUCUGUCUGGAUUUGCUCGGCUCGGCUGGCUGGAGUCCCGUUCAGAAUGUUGAGAGUGUAUGCAUGAGCCUGCAGAGCAUGUUAACCGGAAACUCCAAGAACGAGCGACCGCCCGGGGAUGCUGAAUUCGUCCGGACCAACCGGCUACGGCCAAAGGACAUUGAAUUUUACUACCACGAUAACAAGGUGUAG